AUGGUAUUCACCAACCUCGGCGUGCACGAGAAGGAUGCGUUCUUCUCGCUUCUGGACGAAUACUUUGCGUCGCGCCCUGAGAUCUUCGCCAAACUCUCCAAUUCAAAUAACGGUAGCGAUGCAGCGACAUCCGAAGCUACCUCCAAGAUGGUGACUGCAGGGCUGCGCCAUGUCCCCAAAUCCAGCCCAUAUCACGCCGCUGCAUCCAAUCCACACGUUAGCUCUGCUAUAGGCAAAGUGGCGGCGGCAUCGUUGGCGUUCAACAGAUCGGACACCCAGGACGCUCACUCGGCUCCUCCGCCAGCACCUCCACGGAGGAGCCCCGAUCCCAGUGCUGCUGCAUCCGAGCACAAACCUCCUUUGCCCACUGCACGUCGAUUCGGAGAUGUGGAUACAUCAUCAGCGAAGAACAUGUUUACAUCGCUCCGUAACUCGACGGCUAACAAGUCGUACCAGCCUCCGCCGCCGCCAGCGCCCAGCGCGUUCGGAGCGAAGAAGAAUACCUUUGCGCCACCGCCAGUACGGAGGGUAUCCGACAACGCAGCGGAGGUGAGGAAUUCGGCCCCACCCCCACCCCCGCCUGCCCCGCGGCCACCUCCAGUUCGCCAACAAGAUUCGGGAGAGUGGGCCGAAGUAAUUUACGACUACACGGGCAAUGACGCCGAUGACCUCAGUCUCGAAGCCAAUCAGCGCAUAAAGAUAGUAGAGCAUACCUCAGAGGAUUGGUGGACCGGCGAAAUUAAUGGCAAACGUGGACUGUUCCCAGCAUCCUACGUUAAAGUAGUAUAG
This is a messenger RNA of Pleurotus ostreatus (oyster mushroom), 789 nucleotides long. RefSeq lists its product as uncharacterized. Bases 1 to 789 code for a protein of 262 amino acids. The record is from RefSeq and is a predicted model, not a curated record. NCBI's taxonomy places the organism in Eukaryota, Fungi, Basidiomycota, Agaricomycetes, Agaricales, Pleurotaceae. Gene Ontology annotation, biological process: plasma membrane tubulation; actin cortical patch localization; endocytosis. The transcript is spliced from 6 exons. Gene Ontology annotation, cellular component: actin cortical patch. Gene Ontology annotation, molecular function: protein binding; lipid binding.